Suillus clintonianus is the source of this 705-nucleotide messenger RNA. RefSeq names its product kinase-like domain-containing protein. Gene Ontology annotation, cellular component: cytoplasm. Lineage: Eukaryota; Fungi; Basidiomycota; Agaricomycetes; Boletales; Suillaceae. Gene Ontology annotation, molecular function: protein kinase activity; ATP binding. The transcript is spliced from 4 exons. The record is from RefSeq and is a predicted model, not a curated record. Gene Ontology annotation, biological process: protein phosphorylation; signal transduction. The annotation marks the transcript as partial.
CGGUAUCGAGACAAGGUUGAGACCUGGGCGAUCCUCGCGCAUGAAAACAUAGUUCUUCUUCUCGGAACGACAGACGGGUUUGGGCCAUACACAGCCCUUGUCUUUCCAUGGUUUCCAGACGGCACACUCCUCCGCCUUAUCGCAGACCAGGGUGCUAGAUUGAACAUUAGGUCGAGGUUGAAUCUGCUUCACGGCAUAGCGUCUGGACUUGAGUAUCUUCACCGGUCGGGCAUUAUUCAUGGAGACAUUACAAGUUCCAAUAUUUUGGUGGACUUCAAGGAAGGGGAAUACCAAGCAUGUCUCACAGACAUUGGGUUGGCGACUGUUCUUGGCGGCCGUUUGGGGAACCGCAUGAUUGAAGGAUCAAACGUUCGAUCUGGCGCGAUCAGGUGGAUUGCGCCUGACUUGCUUACCGCAGGCGGCAGCCCGACCAUGCAGAACGAUAUGUAUUCCUUUGGUCGUGUCAUGUUUCAUGUGAGUCUGAAGUUUGCCAGCCCUUAUCCGCUUUGUGACGUGAUCACCUAUGUUCAGGCUUUCGCCUUGGUCAUCCCUUGGCACGAUGUCCACUAUGACUUUUCAGUCCUUCAAAGAAUUCUCAAUGGGGACGUCAUAUCACGCCCUGUGACACCGGAUGCGACAGAUAUAACCGACGCACGCUGGAAUGAGAUUGAGAAGUGUUGGUCAGCUGCAGGGUCUCGUCCAUCC